AUGGUUCAAAGUUUCCAUCCGGGGUUGAAUUCGUUCUUCAUCAGAUUGUAUCAGAUUGUGGAUGAUCCUUCGUUGGAUUCAAUCGUCUCGUGGAGCGAAACCAACGAUAGUUUCGUCUUAUGGGAUCUAGGAGGGUUUCGCACAAGGAUUCUUCCGAAAUCUGCAGAGUUUGGUAGGAACAUCUCUGAGUUUGUGUCCGAGCUUCGCUAUCAAGGGUUCAAACAAAUCGGAAGAUCUGAAUUUGGACGCCAAGAUUUCGUCAAGAGUAAGCUUUUGAAGAAGAAGGUGGAGAUGUUUGAUGCGAACGUCAAGCAAAGAAAUCUAAAGCUAAGGCAAAGAAAGCAAGAAAACAAGUCGAGAAUCUCUUUCAAAAUUUGCAAAUUUGAAUCUCUCUGUCUUUAA
This is a messenger RNA of Thlaspi arvense, 402 nucleotides long. Lineage: Eukaryota; Viridiplantae; Streptophyta; Magnoliopsida; Brassicales; Brassicaceae. The record is from the annotation of a GenBank genome assembly.